UUUCUUGGUGCCGUCUUUUUUUUCCUUUCGUUUCGUUUCGUUUUCGCCACAUUUGAAAUCAAGGCAGGCUUUGCUCAUUUCUCAGACACAUCUGGCCUAUGGAACUGGUUAACAACAACUCAUUCAUACUCAACAAAAAAAUUAAAUAGAAAUAAAACAACAACAAAAAAAAAGACACACACGAAAGUCACAGUUCGCUUUCUGUCAGGCUUUAGUAAUAAUAAAAAACAAAAACAAAAUUGUUUGUUGCCCAAAACGAAAAGAAAUUCCUGUAGACUUAUUUUGUUAUUACACACAAAACACAAACUAACAUUUUUCAAAUUGCAAUUAUUAUUUCGGCACAUCGUUGAAUAACCCCAAAUUGUGGUGCAAAAAAAAAAACCAACAAGAAAAAGAAAGAAAACAAAAAAAGAAACGUUUCCAUUAUGUAUAAGAGCAACAACAAAUCGAUGCAGUCCGGCGCCAUUUCCGGUCGCAUUCGGUGCAGCAACCUGGAUUUGCUGGAGAAGACGAACAUUGUAACUGCCGCAACAGUGCCACAGCUACGCAAUCGCCGGCAAUUCCAGUUCAACGGCAUGCAUUUCAAGACGAACCCAUUAUUGCUGCGUCGGUCACGUGCCGGCCUGGAUGGCGAUGCCGGCGAUGCUCGAUUCGCGAUUGAAGUGACACAGGAGCAACGCGAUUGCCACCAUCUUGGCCACAAUGAAGCAAGAGCGUCGUCUUCUUUGCAAGCUGUCGCCUUCGGUGAGACCAACGUGAACAGUGCGCCGAGGACACAGCAGCACAUAGCCGGUAACAACUCCCAACAAAUCGCAGAGUUGAUGUCCUAUGAUAAUGUUCGAGCCGGUGGCGAGAAUGCCCACGACAACAACAACUGUAACAGCAACAAGGAUCGAUAUCAGCAGGCCCACGAUUACGGGAAUCAUCGAAUCAUCCUUAACAAUAACAAUAGCAAUCUGGACAAUAACAACAACGCUGAGGACAACAGAAACCAUAAUGAGCACAAUCAGGCUCAGCAGCAAAGGCCAAUCUCCUCAAGAAUAGCAAGCAAAUUGCACCGCUUUCGUUAUGGUCAUCUGCGUGGUGCUGGAGGUGCUCCAAAUGCCGCUGGUGUUGGCCAGCAGCCCAAGGUGGACUAUAUAACAUUGGCUGGCUUCCUGCUGGGAUAUCUGAUAUCGAAUAUACUGUUCUUCAUCUGCUGCUAUUUUAGCUGGCUAAAGGUUCGGGUGAUGAGGCUGCGCAAUCAUUUCCUUGGCCAGGCCAAUCUUUGGGAGUUCUUCGACUUUGAGGAUACCACACGCUACUCGAUGCAGACCAAGCUGCUAUUGGCGCCCAUCAUACUUGGCUGUAGCAUACUCUAUUGUAUCGUUAACAUACUCCAUCUGAUGAUCAAGCUGGUCCGAUCCGAUGUGCCUCGCACCGUUGUCGAAUUCGUUCAACGCAUUGCCCUGAGAAAUAUUCAAUUUUGAUAAUAACCAUUAUUUACCAACCGUUUCAGUUUGCUAACUGUUAAUGUUAUGGAAAUGGAAUUGGAAUGGGAAUUGGAUGGAAAUACGGGUUGUCUGUCGACUGUAUAUAAUAAUAAAGAAUAUCAUUCGAAAUUAA
Molecule: messenger RNA, 1605 nt
Organism: Drosophila grimshawi
Lineage: Eukaryota; Metazoa; Arthropoda; Insecta; Diptera; Drosophilidae
Exons: 1
Coding region: 426-1469 (347 amino acids)
Source: RefSeq, a predicted model, not a curated record